AUGCUCUCCGUGGCACAGGAUUGUUUGAGUAUAAGGCCGGAGUCAACUCUGGCGAAGCCAUCUGGCACAGAACCGGAGGACCCAUCGCCUGCAGGGCCAUCUCCUGUGAAGCCAUCGCGUACGGCCGCUAAGGCAGAGAGACCAACACCCCGCGAUUUCGUAUACCCAUUCACUUCUGCAGGAUAUAGAAAUCAGCCUAUUGAGAUGAGGACCUCGCACAAGACCACUUCUAAAUUAAAAUUUAUCACUCACAAUCCCGAAAGUACCUCUUACCCAACAGUCUUAUAUGAAAAUGUCAUGUCUAGUGACGAGGGCUUACGUGAAUGGCUUCACCAAAUUUACCUCCAUGGCUUCUGCUUCGUCAAGGGUAUCCCCGUUGACCCGGAGUCAACCAAAACCCUCCUGGAGAGGAUUGCUUUCAUCAGACAUACUCACUAUGGUGGCUUUUGGGAUUUUACGGCCGAUUUGACGUUCAAGGACACUGCAUAUACCACGGAGUUCCUCGGUGCACAUACAGAUAAUACGUACUUCACUGACCCGGCACGGCUUCAAUUGUUCCAUCUGUUGUCACAUACCGAUGGUGACGGAGGCGCGAGCUUGCUUGUCGAUGGUUUUCAGGCUGCAAAAGUUAUGCGAGCAGAGAAUCCACAAAACUAUCAAGUGCUAGCAGAAACACCACAGCCGUUCCAUACAAGUGGCAAUGAGGAUACCUGCAUCCAGCCGGCAGAACAAAUGCCUAUUUUCAAGAUCCACCCGCAGUUCAAUUACCUGUACCAAAUCCGCUGGAACAACUAUGACCGAGCGGCCAAGAAAGACUGGACCUUAGGAGAGCAGAAUAGAUGGUACAACGCAGCCCGGCACUUUAACGACAUCAUCACACGUGAGAAUAUGCAGAUAUGGACGCAACUAGAGCCAGGAACAGCACUUAUUUUCGACAACUGGAGGAUGCUUCAUGGUCGCUCCGAAUUCACCGGAAAGCGAAGGAUGUGUGGCGGAUACAUCAACAGCGAUGACUUCGUUUCGCGUUAUCGUCUCUUAAGAUUCGGCAGAGAGAAGAUCCUAAACAACAUAGGCAACUUUACGGGACAUCUCGACGACCUUGACCGUGAAGAGAGAGAGAAGAAGCCCCAAGAUGGCGACGGCAACGGCAGGAAGCCCUCCGGAGACGGAGACGCUGACAUGAAAGACGCUGAGAAGAAGGAUGACGAAGAGGACCUCUUGGACGAUGAGAUUCUACAAUCGAGCACAGCCGACAUCGUCAAGCGACGGCGGAUGCUGGAGAACGAAAUGCGUAUAAUGAAGAGUGAAUAUCAACGGUUGACGCACGAACAGAGUACGAUGAGGGAAAAGGUUAAAGAUAAUCAAGAGAAGAUUGAAAAUAACAGACAACUACCAUACCUUGUUGGAAAUGUGGUUGAAUUGCUGGAUUUGGACGUCGAGGCUGAAGCCGCCGAAGAGGGCGCCAACAUCGACCUCGAUGCUACUCGAGUCGGCAAGUCUGCUGUCAUCAAAACCUCGACCCGUCAAACCAUUUAUCUCCCCCUCAUUGGUCUGGUAGAUCAUGAGAAGCUUAAGCCCGGUGAUCUCAUUGGCGUAAACAAGGAUUCAUAUCUCGUCCUGGAUACAUUACCCGCUGAAUAUGAUAACCGAGUGAAGGCCAUGGAAGUCGACGAGAAGCCAACAGAAAAGUACACAGAUAUCGGAGGUCUGGACAAGCAGAUUGAAGAAAUCGUCGAAGCUAUAGUAUGGCCGAUGAAGGAGGCCGAACGGUUCAAGAAGCUCGGUAUCAAGGCACCGAAAGGUGCUCUGAUGUACGGUCCCCCGGGUACCGGAAAGACCCUCCUCGCCCGAGCCUGUGCCGCAGAGACAAACGCUACCUUCCUCAAACUCGCUGGUCCCCAACUGGUGCAGAUGUUCAUCGGUGAUGGAGCCAAACUCGUCCGCGACUGCUUCGCCCUCGCCAAGGAGAAGGCGCCCUCGAUCAUCUUCAUCGACGAACUCGAUGCAGUCGGCACAAAACGUUUUGACUCCGAAAAGUCCGGUGACCGUGAAGUGCAACGAACCAUGCUGGAACUCCUCAACCAGCUGGACGGGUUCGCCUCCGACGACCGCAUCAAGGUCCUCGCCGCCACGAACCGUGUCGACGUCCUGGACCCCGCUCUCCUCCGUUCUGGCCGUCUGGACCGCAAGAUCGAGUUCCCCCUCCCUAACGAGGAAGCCCGCGCCAACAUCCUGCAGAUCCACUCCCGUAAGAUGGCCGUAGAAGACAGCGUCAACUGGGCUGAACUGGCCCGCAGCACGGACGAGUUUGGCGGUGCCCAACUCAAGGCCGUCUGCGUCGAGGCCGGUAUGAUCGCUCUCCGGAAGGGAAUGAGCAAGGUCGGACACGAAAAUUACGUGGAUGCUAUCGCAGAAGUACAAGCCAAGAAGAAGGAUACCAACAUGGGCAUCUACGUCUAA
This is a messenger RNA of Aspergillus pseudotamarii, 2460 nucleotides long. Its product is annotated as proteasome regulatory particle base subunit RPT5. The record is from RefSeq and is a predicted model, not a curated record. Gene Ontology annotation, molecular function: iron ion binding; ATP binding; ATP hydrolysis activity. NCBI's taxonomy places the organism in Eukaryota, Fungi, Ascomycota, Eurotiomycetes, Eurotiales, Aspergillaceae. Gene Ontology annotation, biological process: proteasome-mediated ubiquitin-dependent protein catabolic process; carnitine biosynthetic process. Gene Ontology annotation, cellular component: proteasome regulatory particle, base subcomplex. The transcript has 10 exons. The coding region runs from base 1 to 2460 and encodes 819 amino acids.